Pseudozyma flocculosa PF-1 is the source of this 3234-nucleotide messenger RNA. RefSeq lists its product as uncharacterized. Gene Ontology annotation, cellular component: nucleus; spindle pole; spindle pole body. Bases 1 to 3234 code for a protein of 1077 amino acids. The record is from RefSeq and is a predicted model, not a curated record. Gene Ontology annotation, molecular function: ATP binding; protein kinase activity; protein binding. The transcript has 6 exons. Gene Ontology annotation, biological process: regulation of cytokinesis; regulation of protein localization to mitotic spindle pole body; protein phosphorylation. NCBI's taxonomy places the organism in Eukaryota, Fungi, Basidiomycota, Ustilaginomycetes, Ustilaginales, Ustilaginaceae.
AUGACUGCGGCCCCUCCCAUCGCUCACCUCCCCGUAGAUCCCAUCCCCUUUCCCGCUUCCUCGGCCAACCCCCACUACCCAUCAAGCCACGCCCGCGCGCCACUCUCGCCCACCACCUCGCGCGCGCUCAACCAGCUCCCCUUGGACCCCUCGCCCAGCGCACUCGCCGCACACCUCCGCAAGCCCAGCGCAGCCUUCAACCCGACCUCGUCGCGCAGCAUCGCAACCUACUCGAGAACCACCGCAGAGGCCGCCACCGCACAGUUUGACCCCCUCGCACCUUCGCCUAUGCAGAUGGAGCCCUUCCCGCGCUACGGCGCAACCGCCCCCUCGGCUCGCCAGGGCGCCGCCUACCCGGCACACAACAGGGGGCCACUCGCACCCUCGGAACUCUACACAAACGACCGCCGGCGACAGCUCCAACAGCAGCAGCAGCAGCCCCCUGUCGCAGUCGCCGCUACCGCCGCAAAGCCAGCCGCCGCAGAGGCAGAGGCGCCCAAGCGAAAGGCAAAGAAGCCCCAGCUGCCCAGCCCGCCGCGCGUCAUCAUCGACUCGGACAACAGGGCCUACCAGACCGGGCAUCUCCUCGGUCAGGGCGGCUUCGCCCGCGUCUACGAGGCAGUCGACCCAGAGGGCCGCUCCAAAGCGUUCAAGGUCAUCGCCAAGAGCGCCAUCAUGAAGUCGAAAAAGAAUCGCCAGAAGAUCCUCGCCGAGAUCAUGAUCCACAAGUCGCUCGACCACAUCCACGUCAUCAAGUUCGAAGACACGUUUGAGGACGAUGAGAAUGUCUACUUCCGCCUCGAGCUCUGCAGCAAUGGGAGCCUCAACGACAUUGUCAAGAGGCGAGGCGCCUUCACCGAGCCAGAGGCGCGCUACCUCAUGACCCAGAUCCUCUGCGGCUGCCAGAACAUGCACCAAAACUCGAUCAUCCACCGCGACCUCAAACUCGGCAACAUCAUGCUGGACGAAAAGAUGAAUGUCAAGAUCGGCGACUUUGGCCUCGCCGCGCUGCUCAAGUAUCCCGAGGAGCGGAAAAAGACCGUCUGCGGGACGCCCAACUACAUCGCGCCCGAGGUCCUCUACGACCAGGGCGAGGGCCACAGCUUCGAGGUCGACGUGUGGUCGGUCGGCGUCAUCCUGUAUACGCUGCUGGUGGGCAAGCCGCCGUUCCAGACCAACAACGUCACCGAGAUCUACGAGCGGAUCAAGAAAAACGACUACGAGAUCCCCGAUGAGGCGCGCGUCUCGCUCGAGGCCCAGGAGCUCAUCACCAACAUCCUCACCCACAACCCCGCCGAGCGGCCCACGCUCGUCGAGAUCAUGAACCACCCGUGGUUCCGGUGCGGGCCGGUGCCGCUCUACAUCCCCGCCACGGCCACCAAGGGGGCCCCCUUCCUGCCGCCGCUGUCGCAGCAGGAGAGCCUGCGCAACUUUGAGCUGCUCAAGCAGCAGGCGCAGUGGAACCCGGACGCCGACAAGGAGCUCGACGAGCUCGCCGAGGACGGCGAAGAGGCCAUCGAGAUGCUGGCCGACGAGGCGCCGGCGGAGCGCAAGGGCCUGCGCGACGAGCUGCGGAUGCAGGAGGAGGCAGAGGAGAACCGCGAGAGGAUGGAUCGCGAGUUCCAAAAGGCCAUCGAGCCGGGCAGCCCCAUUUCGGCGCUGCUCAAGGCCGGACGCCAGCCGCUCGUCAAGGCGCCGCCGCUGCAGAACACGUUCGGGUCGAUGGCCAAGCGCAACUCGACCACGUCGCUCGCCCGCCAGCUCGGCAACCUCGCCCUCAGCCGGCAGCAGUCCGACGCCGCCAUCUCGGCCAAGGCCGACAAGGAGAACGCGGGGCCCUCGGCGAUGAUGAUGGCGCCGCCGCAAGGCGUGGGUGCACGGGCCUCGGCGUACCCGCGGACCGCCGCACCGGCGGCCACCACAUCGGCAGCAUCCCGCGGAGGCGCCGGCUACGAGGACAGCGAGAAGCGGCUGCUGCAGCAAAAGGCGAGGCUCGUGGCUGGUAUGGGCUCGGCGCAGAGCAGCAGAGGAGCGCUGCAGCGGCAAGGGUCCGAGGACGGCAUCGACAGCCAGCCGCCGACGCAGGAGCUGGCGCCGCGCCUCAGCGCGAGGUCGACGCUCAGCUCGGCGCCCUCGGGCCGCAGCCUGGCGUCGAUGCGCAAGCCCGGAUCCUCGAGCGUCGAGGUGAUGGCGCAGGCGUUUGACGACGCGCUGCAGGCCAUCAGCCAGGGCCUCGACUAUGUGCCGCUCGACGCCAGCGGACAGCCGAUGGCGGUCGAGAUGUGCGAGGUCGACGACGAGCUCAACGGCACCCGGCUGGUCAUCCUCAUCUCGUGGAUCGACCACUCGGAGCGCUACGGCCUCGGCUACGCGCUGAGCGACCACACGGUCGGCGUCUCGUUCCGCGACUCGACCAACAUGGUGCUCUCGGCCACCAAGACGACGAUGGACUACAUCAGCACGAUCAAGGCACGGCCCACCAGCACCGCCUCGCUCGCCGCCGGCUCGGCGGCGACGGCAGCCGUCGACCAGCUGCGGCGCGAGCACUUUGAGAUGCCGGCGUUCGACGCUGCCGGCGCGGCGGGCGAGGCGGGCGGCGAGGCGGCCGAGCAGUCGUUUGCCACGGCGCACGCGCGGAUCCCGCAGACGCUGCACGCCAAGGUCAAGGUGAUGCGCUACUUUGAGUCCGAGAUCAUGGAGCGCCUCUACGGGCCCAACGGCCCGCUCACCUUUGUCGACACCACGACCAAGACGGGCAUGACGUUUGUGCACAAGUGGUACCGGUGCCGCGACGCCAUCAUCUUCCGCCUGUCCAACGGCACGGUGCAGUUCAACUUCUACGAUCACACAAAGAUGUUCUUCACGCACCGCGGGCAGGUGGUGAGCGUGCUGGAGCCGUACGACGACGACCGGGAGCAGGUCAUGAAGAGCUGGACGCUGAGCGAAUUCGUCGACAUCGUCAAGGAAGACCGGAGCCGGCGGGAGCAGGAGAGCGAAGAGGAGCGCAGGCGGCUCGGGCUCGACGUGGCCGCCGUGUGCCGGACGAGCCCGCUCGAGAGGCGGCUGUGCCGGCGCCUCGUCAAGAAGCUUCGGUACGCCAGGGACACGCUGCGCACCACGCGGUCCAAGACGCCCGUGGCCACCAGCGGACUGGCGCCACCACCGCCGUCGGCAAACGGCAUGGUCAAGAGCACCAGCACCGGUACCCUCGCUGCCCGAGCGCGCGUCCGCUGA